Rhodotorula graminis WP1 is the source of this 1152-nucleotide messenger RNA. RefSeq lists its product as uncharacterized. Gene Ontology annotation, cellular component: mitochondrion. Gene Ontology annotation, biological process: tRNA wobble position uridine thiolation. Gene Ontology annotation, molecular function: sulfurtransferase activity. The record is from RefSeq and is a predicted model, not a curated record. The coding region runs from base 1 to 1152 and encodes 383 amino acids. Lineage: Eukaryota; Fungi; Basidiomycota; Microbotryomycetes; Sporidiobolales; Sporidiobolaceae. The transcript is spliced from 5 exons.
AUGUCGGGCGGCGUCGACAGCAGCGUCGCCGCCCGCCUUCUCCUCGAGCAAGGCUACGACGUGUCGCCCGUCUUCAUGCGCAACUGGGAGACGCUCGACGAGCAGAGCGGAUCGGGUGGGUGCGAGUGGGAGCGCGACUGGGCCGACGUGCGCCGCGUGUGCGACGAGCACCUCGGCGGCGUCAAGCCCGAGCUCGUCGACCUGUCGCGCGAGUACUGGACGAGCGUGUUCGAGCCGGCGCUCGAGGGUUGGGCGGCGGGCGUGACCCCGAACCCGGACGUGACCUGCAACCAGCACAUCAAGUUCAAGGUCCUCCCCGACCGCCUUCUCGCUCGCGACGCCUCGGCCUGGAUCGCCACGGGCCACUACGCUCAGCUCCUCCCCUCGCCACUACGACCCGCCGAGCCCGCCCUGCAUCGCGCCGCCAACCUCGCCAAGGACCAGUCGCACUACCUCUCGACGUCGCCCCUGUCGGCGCUGCGCAGGACCCUCUUCCCGCUCGGCGGCUUUGCGACCAAGGACGACGUGCGCGACCUCGCGCGCAAGUGGGGGAUGCACACGGGCAACAAGAAGGACAGCAUGGGCAUCUGCUUCGUCGGCGUCCGCAAGGGCUUCUCGUCCUUCCUCGACUCGUACCUCCCUCCUUCACCGGGCACGAUCGAGACCGAGGACGGUCGAGUCGUCGGCGAGCACUCGGGCCUGUGGCGGUACACGGUCGGCGAGGGCGCGAGGCUGUCGGGCUUCCAGCAGAAGAUGUUCGUCGGCCGCAAGGACGCCGAGCGCAACGUCGUCGUCGUCGUUCCCAAGAGCUCGCCGAUGCUGCGCUGCACGACGCUCGAGACGUCCGACUUUCGCUGGACGUCGUCGAGCCAUCCUCCUCCCGAGGUGCACGACGACGCCGGCUUCACCGCCGAGGCGCAGACGCGCUCGCUGCCGGCCGGCGCUCUCGCCGACUGCGUCGUCAAGCUGCGGCACGACGGCAUGCUGCAGAUCUCGCUCAAGGACCCGCUCGUCGGCGUCUCGCCUGGGCAGACGGUCGCUCUCUACCGCGGCUCGUGGUGCUUCGGCGGCGGCACGAUCGCGCGCACGCGCACUCUCGCGGACGUCGAGAGCGACGACGAGGCCCUCUCGAGCGGCAGGGGAGGGCGCUGA